AUGAAAGGGACACUUCUGCUGGCCUUGCUGGUGACUGGAGAACUGAGCUUCCAGACAACAGAAGCACGUGUUCCUUUUUUCAAAGGCUAUGCAAGUGUUCUCUCUGGAAAAAGAUUGUAUCAAGAACUCCAGACAUUCAAUGCUACUGCAGAGGAAGCCAUGGUCACAAGCCCAGAAUUCAGGGCAUACUAUGGUAGUGACAAUAUAAGAUCCAUUAUAGAUCUUUUUGAAAAAUUAUUAGAAGAAUGA
Mus musculus (house mouse) is the source of this 249-nucleotide messenger RNA. RefSeq names its product secretoglobin, family 2B, member 13, pseudogene (gene Scgb2b13-ps). The transcript is spliced from 3 exons. The coding region runs from base 1 to 249 and encodes 82 amino acids. Lineage: Eukaryota; Metazoa; Chordata; Mammalia; Rodentia; Muridae. The record is from RefSeq and is a predicted model, not a curated record.